UAUUAAUUUGUGCGGCUCCUGAGGCUAGUUUAUUUCAGUGUUAAAAUGUAGCGGAUGUGAAAUUUUUCUCACAAUUAUAAAUAUGUAAACAAUGGCAAGUUAUGUUAAAGAAGCAUUAAAAAUAUGUGUAGCACAAAUCUGUCAAAACAUAGGUUGGCAUGCUGUUCAAGCUUCACCAAUGGAUAUUCUUGUUGAUGUCUUACAAAGAUAUUUGUUAGAAAUCUCGAAAUCUGUUCAUCAGUACAGUGUUCAGUAUAACAGAACAGAACCCAAUCUUGAUGAUCUGGGGUUAACAUUUAAAGACUUUGGAAUUCCUCUUCACCAGAUUGAAGAAUACAUUAGCAAUGUUGAAGCUGUGCCAUUUCCUCAUAAGGUUCCUUCAUUUCCCAUAAAACAUCCUCCAAAUUUGCAGCAUCCAAAGCCAGAAAGUCGUGAGCUUCUGGUGAGGCCGGAGCAUAUUCCGGACUACUUACCCCUUAUGCACCCAGAUCUUGAAGAAGAAGAUGCUGUAUUUGCCCAACAGUCUGUAGUUGAUGGUGCAAAGAAAAAUAUUCUGGAUACUAAUGCAGGGGGAGAUUCUCCUUCACCUUUUAACAGUCCUCGUCAUUGUUCAAAACGUUCAGGGGAUUGGCCUCCUGAUGCUACAAAUAAGAAGUCAAGGUAUUACAGUGAAGAAGAGGGUAGACCUAUGAGGGAGGUAACUAGUGUAUUCAUGACACCUUCUGGUUUUAUUUCACCAGUUCAUGAAGGGAAAUCAGCUGAUUCAUCUUUACCAUGUUUAGUUGACUCUCCACCACCUACACCUGAACUUCCAUCACAUUCUUCCUCAUCAAAGAAAGAUGUCAAAUUCAAAGACAUUCGGAAAGAGAAGUCUUCAAAACCUAAGAAAGAGAAGGAUAUAAAUAAAAAAGACCUUAAAAAGUUAAAAGCCUCGAAGAAGGAAAAAGAAAAUAAAGAAAAUGCUGUUGGCAAACACGAUAAGGCUCUGACUUCAUCAUCGAGUUCUAAAAAAGAACACACAAGUAGUUCACACAAAUCUGGGAAAUCAGAUAAAAGUAUAAAGUCUGAAGACUCAGUUCGGCAGAAAAGCAAAAGUGAUAAAGUUAAGUUAAAAUCCCGUAAGGAUGAAAUGCACAAAAUGAAGGAUAGUUUUAAACUAAGUAAAAUAAAGGCUAAACUAAAACAUUCUGGGGCUUCUUCUUCAUCCACUAUGAAGUCAUCGAAAUUAGCGAGCUCGAAAAAAUUUAAGUCAGCCAGAGUACCCAAAGCUGUAAAGAACCUUAAAAAAGAAAAUGCCAAACUUAUUGUUUCUCAACCAGCGCCUUCUCUUCCUACAACUGUAAUUCCUAACGAACUUCCGGUUGAACUUAAGCCUUCUAUCACUGAACUUAAAGUUGAAAAAGAAGUGAAAACAGAAUUUAUUGAAACUGAAGAACUUUCGUUUAGGGAAGAAUCUCCUGAACCAAGGUUAGUGAUUGAUGAUUCUAUUGAAACACAAGCGAGACAAGAAAGAGAGUCUCGCUUGGAAGUUAUUGAUGAAUGCAUCGAAUCUGUUAUACGGCAGUCAGAAGUUGAAGUUGAGAAAACGCACAAGGCUAUGGAUGAAACUAUUAAUGCUGUAGUUCGUGGUCCAGCUGUAAAAAAGCUGGAACCCAAAGAUAUUUAUGAUUUUACGGACACAUCUGAUAGCUCUUCAUUAUCCUCUUGUGACUUAAUACCACAUUCUCCUAUCCAUGUGCCAGUAAAAAAAGAGAAAAAGAAUGCUGAGUCUAAAAAGUCUUCAGGUAGCCCUAAAAGGACAAAAGGUAAAGACAAACAGAAAAAGAAAGGGGGCCGUGAUUCUAAAGCUAAAUCUCCUACUCCUUAUGCAUCACCCAAAAAUCAAAAAUCUUCUUUCAUGUUAAAAGUUGAUGACAGAACUCCAUCUCCAAUACCAUUGAAAGAUGAUUUGCUGAGUAGUGAAGGUUCAACGCCAAGUCCAUCACCUCAGCAUAACACAUUUUUUGAUCAUACGCCGCAAGUUCAAAGUCAUAUCCAUCCUCCUCCUUUACUUUCACAAAUACCAUCAAUGAUUUCACCAUUUAUGCCAAUGCCAGUGUCUGGCUCUGGUUAUCCCCAGAGUCCAUUUUCAUCAAUGCGUCCUUUACCUUGUCACAUGCAAACAAAUCCUCAUUUUCCAACUCCACCAUUAUUUGUUACUCCAUCUAAGUCUGAAAAUAGUCCUACAUUUCAGAAUAUUCAACCCUUGAACUUGGCUAAACCUGGUCCUUCUUCCAAAGGCUCCCCAGAAAAAACAUUUGAAUCAGGUUUAAUAUCUCAGUCAUCCUUGAAGCCAGAAAGCUCAGACAUAAUAAAGAAGGCAGCAAAUAUUCUUGAUAAGAUGAAAACAAAAGAUCACAAAAAAGAAAAAAUGAAGAAGAGAGGGCGAAAAGAAGUGGAUAAGACUAAAGAUAAGAAGGAAGAAGUUAAAGAAAAAGAAAAAACUAAACCCAAAGAAAAGCCAAAGGCAAAGGAAAAGGCAGAGAAAAGUGUAAAAGUUGACAAAAGAAAAUCAAAACCAGAGAAAAAGAAAAUCAAGGACAAAGAGGAAAAGGUGAAAGAGGAUAGCACUGUGCCAAAAAUGACAUUAAAAGUUUCAGGUGGUACAGGUUCAAUGACAUUAAAACUUUCAGGUGGUUCAGGUUCUGCAAAAAUCUUUGUUAAACCUAAUUCAAAAACUUCCACACCAUUAUCUAGCAGCUCCUCACCAUCAAAUGUUAUGGAGGAUGAGAAUGUUCCAUCGCCAUCGCCAGUGGCUCAUGUUCCAACUCCUUCGCCACCACGUGUCCCAACACCUCCGCCACCACCUCGGUUACCAACUCCGCCACCUCCUGUACCUUCACCUCCACCUGUUAAAGAAAUUAAAGAGCCAAGUCCUCCACCAGUUCCACCACCACCUGUCACCACCAAAACUACACAUUCCAGGGGCCGCGGCCGAGGGAAGAAAGCUGCAGUACAAGCUGCUGUUCCACCUGCACGAACAGUUAUCACUGAAACACUUGGAACUAUAGUUGAUGAAAGUGGUAAUAAGAUUUGGAUUUGUCCUGCCUGCUCUGGUGCUGAUGAUGGAAGUCCUAUGAUUGGUUGUGAUGAAUGUGAUGAUUGGUAUCACUGGGUAUGUGUUGGAAUUGUGGUUCCUCCUAAGGAAGAAGAGAACUGGUUUUGUGUCCGUUGCAUUGCCAAACGUCAAGGGCCUAAUGCCAAGCGCCGCAAAAAGAAAUACAAGAAAGAAAAAUGAAAUUAUGUGAAUUUAUUUCAUGUGUUUCAGCUAUCGUAUAAAAGUCAAAUGACAGACUUUUAGAAAUGAGAUAUUCAUCUUCAUCGUUUGCCAUCUACUGAUUUUGUUUACUAGUGUAAAAUUAAUUUAUACUAUCAAUUGGCGCUUUAGAAUAGUAGGUGGUAAGCCCAUUCUUUGACCAUAAGUUGAAAGGAAUACUUGAAGCUUGCUUCAAAAUGUAAACAGUGGGUAUUGGAUAUUUACAAGAUGCAGAAAAGUGGGACCAGAAACAAAGCUGUUUAGAAUAGCAAUAAGGAAGAUGACUUUCAAAAAAUAUAUAGAAGGCUUUUUUCCAUCUCAACCUGAAACAUAUUUUGGAGGAGUUGUAUUUGUACCCUAAAAUGUCAUGAUUCUGUAAACAUAAUAAUUGGCAUCUUUUCAGAUACCACGUUUUUUUUAAUAAAUAUGCAUCUUUUUAAGGGAUCUUAAGUUAAAAAUGAGUAUAAUACUUUUCUAUAUAACAAAAAAUGAAUACAUGCCUGCAUUUGUUCAACUUAUACAUUCUUGUUUACUUUUUAAAACAAUUUCAUCUUGCAAAUGGGUCUAAGACAAUCAGCAUUUACAGAUAUAUUUAAAAUUAUCACAUAUGACACUGACAUGAUUCAUUUGUAAAUAAGAUAGGUAUAAAUUUGCUAUAAUUAAAAUCAAUAAAAGGUAAACUUCCUGGUUUGUAGCAAAAUGUUUUGCUUGCUGAAAUCAAAAUCAAAGAAAGAAGAAAUAUUACCUUAUGUAGAUGAAAACAUCCGAUUAGUUACCAUUCUCUUAAAGGAAGAAAAAAAUAGGAAAUACCAUUAUUUCAUCUUUUUUCCAUAUUUAGACAUUUUUGGGGAUUAAAAUAUGUAUAGCACAAAAAGGAUACAUUAAAAAUUCUGUAAAUUAAUCAAUUUUAACAAAGUGCUUAUUUUAAUUCAUUUAUUUUUAAUACAAAUAAUUACUUUGGUAAUGAAAAUUUAUGUGUUUUAAAAUUCUAACUUCAUUAUUCCAAAAAUACUUAGUGAAAUUUUCAGAACAAUUUAAUUUUAUAAUGCAGUAAAAUUCGGCUGUGCAUCGUAAGUUUAUUAUCAUGCACUAGAGGUCAUGUCACUAAUGAGUUCUUAAUUGAUAUUUGAAAGGUAUAAUAAAACUUUUUAGCAUCUAAAUUUGCUUUUCAUGUUAUUCUCUUCUUAGUAGAGAUGCUAUUUGCAGUGUAUAGAAAUAGAAAUUGUGUGAUUGUAAUGUAUAGUAAUGCAAAAUAAAGGCGAAAUGUAGUUAAUUAAUUCUGUAUGAAUUUUAAUUAAGAUGUACUAUAGUAGUCGAUCAUUUAUAAAAAAUAAAUAAAUAAAUGUUUUUCCUCAUUAAGUGUGAUUUUUUCCCCUUAUUACCAAAUUCUUACUGUGAGAUAAUGUUAGCAUUUUAAAGAAUUGUCAUAAAAAUCUUUUUAUUUUUGUUCUGUUUUGAAUGCAGUAUAGCUUUUUAACCUUCUGAGCAGCAUAACUGGAUAUACCUCAUCAUGAGAUUUUUGUCACUUGGCAGAAAUAAGCUUAUAAUUUAAGAUAUUUUAUGCAGGUCUGAAAUGUAUGAAAAUUCUAAUAGCUAUUUUAGUAAAUUUUUUUUCUUGGUUGUUAUAAUGAAAUUAUAUUAUACGUAAAUCACACUGCCGAUUAAUAUGUGUAAAACAUAAUUAUUCUUUUAACUGCAAUAUUUAUAAAUUAUUUAUUAAUCUAAAUUUGGGGAAGUUUUAAACUUCUUUAAUUGUUAUCAUGUGUUUAUUUUUAAUAUUGGUGGCAUUAGAGUUAAAAAAAACAUUAAAAUCAAUUUUGAAAUGCGAAGCAAAUGAUAAAAUAAUCAAGUGAAAAAGUGAGAUGUGAAAACCCAGAAAAGCAAAAUUUAAAAUAAUCUGUCCGAGUGCAUUGCUAAAUUAUACUUUUAUUUUCUAUUUUAUAUACAUCUGUGUUUUAUUUGUAGAUAAAUUGCUUUCAUAACAGCUCAAAAUUUGUAGUUAUUCUUGAAUUACUGCUUUAUUUCUUUGUCUGUCUUCAUGUUGUUUACAUGUAUGAUAGGGUUGGCCAAACUUAUGUCAAUGGGAGCCACAUGUUAGAAUUCAGAAAUAUUCAAGAGCGUGUGCUUAAUUUUCCAAGAAUCACAAUUAUGUAUUUAUGCUGUUUUAAAAUUAGCGAAGUUGUAUUUGAAUUGAAAAAAAUAUUUAAGGAAUUUGGCAAAUAUUUUGCAUUUUUAAUCAGUGUGUUUAUGUAUUAAGAUUAAAAAAUUCUUGUUCCUCUCACUGUGUAUUCAGAAAAAUAUGUUCCUGCAAUAUACAAUGUCCCACUAAUGGCCAAGUGGUAUCACCAAAUACAUGAUAGUUUCCUGGGUCAAAAUCCUGGCAAAUGGGCUGACUACACAGCCAUUUUCAGGUGUAUAAUAUUAAUGCAAACCAGUCUUUUUUGGGGGGGAGGUUAAGACCUUCAUCGAAGCAUCCCUUAGGUAGACAACCUUUGUAUACUCUUGCCAUUGACCAAUCCAUUCAUGAUAUACAGAUUUUAAAUUUUUAUAAAAAGUGCUGAUUAGUCCUUUUUCAGGUAGAACAUUUUCUUCUAGUUUUUAAAAAUAUUUCUCUCUGGUGAUAAUUAACAACUGAUUAUAAUAUGAGUACUUAGAAACUGAAAAGAAAGAAGUAUUUGUUUUAUGUUAUAAAAACCUUUUCAUUUGAGUGAAGAAUAUUUCAGUACAGUUAGCCAGGCCUCAUAUAAAAGAGGUAAAUUUUUUAAUUGCUUAAUGAUGGGAAAAAAAUCGUAUGACAUACCAUCAGAAUAAGACAAAAUUUCUGUGGGAAAAUACAAAAAAGAGAAGAAAGUACGUGGGAUAAUAGGAUGACAAUGGUAGCAGUAUUUUAGAAUUGUUUUUAUCAACAACAGUACAUAAUUUAAUUAAUUCUAGGUAAUAUGUAAACAUUGUUAAAUGUUCUGUUAAAUAUAAAUUGCAAAUAAAAAAAAAAAAAAAUUAAAAUGUACGACUAAUAAAUUUGUGUUUCCCAUUGACUCCUAUCAAAAUAAAGGCGGUUUAAAUAAAAACAUUGUUCUUUCUGUUUUGAACUGUAUUCUACUUUUGAAUGCUGAUUUAGUUCACAUAAUCAAAUCUAAUCUCCUCUUUAAAUUGCUUAAAAAUGCAGGUAAAUGGUUAAUAAUAUUUUCAUGUUAAGUAUAAUGUGGUUUAUUUGUGAAUUGUUGUCGGCUGUUCCCAGCAUACUGUUGUAUAGCCUUUGUUCCCAGCAUUACCCUGGUUAAUAAAAUAGAAUUAGAAUCCCCCCUAUUAAUUGAUAUACUCUGUUUUGGAAAGAACAAAAUAAAUGAGACAGAAUAGCAUAUAAUGUAUAGAUCAGAGAUGGAGAAUUUAUUUAUUUUAAAAUAAAUUACCAAUUACCAAACAGGGUUUUUACAUAAUAAUAGUUCAGUUUUUCUCUCUUAUAUAAUGUGAGAAUCAACAUCUGGAGGUCUAACCUAUGCGUAAAUCCUUGAAUCAAUUUGUUUGGUGAGAAUUUGAUCAUCAUUUAUGUUUACUUUUUUCCCAGUGCAAGUUACAUAUUACAUUUUAGUGUAAGCUAACAAAGUAUGCUACCUUUCAGUGAAAUUUCCUACAUUUAGAUGCAUCAUCACUGUAGCAUAUUGAUGGUAUAUUUAUCAUUUUUAAUGCCCCAGUAACCAUUACCUGUUCCAAAAUUUCCCUCAUUAUAGUAGAAAGACUCAGAAAUGAAAUUAUUUUUGUGCUGUUUCUUAAAGCCUUAUUGAAAGAUGUAAGAUACAACAGGAUAUCAGGUAAAAAAUAUUCCCCCCCCCCAUAUUUGAAUAUUUUUAAUUCUCAAACUCUCACUUACAAGAGUUCAUUCAAAUCUCUGUUUUCUGCGGAAUAAUUAAUUAUUGGUUUUAUAAUAAACUGUAAUGGUAGAUAUAAGUUAUUAUAAAAUUUUAUAAAUUAUAUUCAGAGCAAUUGCUAUUAGUUUUACUAAAAUAUUUCCCCUUAUAUUAUAAUAAAAGUAUUAAGACCAUUCUAAUUCGCAUAAAAAAUUUCAUUAAUAAUAUGGCAUAAAUUGAAGUAUGGAAGCUAUGUGAGAGAUGUUAUUAAAGCAAAUCAUAAUGAAAUCUUGUGGAGUAGAAAUACAUAAUGUUUUGCAUUGUGAUGAUGUUUGAUAUGUUAGAUUACCUUUCAAAAUGAAUCAUUAAAUAAAAAUGAGCAUAUUUAGUUCAAAUUCUAUUUAACAUUUUCUGCAUAAUAUGUGAAUUUAAAUUGCCAUUUACUGUGAUUUUUAAGAUUGAAUGAUUAAUACCCAAAUAACUUUUUAUUCAGUCACUUUUACUGCAUAUCAUUAAAAAUGUGACUCAUUGUAAUAAAAGACCUCUGAAUAUAUUUCCUCUCCCAUAUGUAGAAUUUCAUCUCUCUAAGAUGAUUUCAAAGUUAUAAAAUUGAUUGGCUUUUAUAUGGUUGCGUGUUAAAUAUGGAAUAUAGUGAAUCUUUUUGAAGUGAUUCUCACAAUUCCAGUUUAUAUAUAUAUAUUGGGGAUGGCCGUUUUAAAGAAGUGGUGUUCAUAUUCAGUGUUGUUAUUAAUUUGUGUUCUUGGAAAUAUUGGCUGCUUUCAGGGGUAUGUGUCUUAGGGAGAUGGCCACCACAAGAAUUUCCUGUGCAGUGUGAAGCCUAUCUGUAUACUUCUGAAUUAUAUUCUGUUGAUUUCUUUCUAUUCUGUGCUUAAGGAAAUAUGCAUUUGUAAGACCUUGAAAUGAUUGUGUAUAAUUUGGAAGUUUGCUACUGUGUUUGACAGAUUAUGAAUAAUUAGUAUUUUAAAUGAGAAAUAUGUGGAAUUUGUUGCUUUUGCAUUUAAGGUAUGCAUAUUUUUGCCAACUUUGAAAUAUGAAAACAAAAGGCUGUUAUGUGGUAUUAUAACUUCAAAUUUACAACUUCAAAUUUAAGGACUUCAAAUUUACAACUUUGUAUUAAGAUCUCUUUAUAAUAUAUUACUCAGAAUAAAAGGCUUUUAAAACAUGGCUGUGAGGCAAAAAAUUUUAACUUACUAUUUUAUUCAUUGUUCUAAUUGUAUAAUUUUUGCUUAACUUUAUAUCAUUUUGUACUUUACUUGAAAUGUUCAAUUAAUGUGAAUUUAAUUCUGUGAAUAAAUGUACUAAUAUACUAUAUAAAGAUUUAAAGCAAAAAGAAAAUAUUAAUACUUAUUCAUCAAAUAUUAGUUAAAUUUUUAUAAAAGGUUGUUCUCUAAAAUGGGUUAAAACAUCAGAUUAAAUAGAAAAUAUUCUUUAAAUAACAUUUUCUUUAAAAAAAGGGGGAAACUUGUUCAGCUUUAAGCUGCAAUGAGAGAUAUAGCAAGAUCAUGCACGGCCUUUGUUUUGUGUGUGAACUUGUCAUCAAAGUUUUCUUUGUAGCAUUUCUUUUGAUAUUUAAUGAUAAAAUAUUUCUUUUAAAACUACAUUUGAAAAAGUUGAUUUGAAUUCACAUAAAUUAAAAACCUGAAAGUUUCGGAUUUUAUCAGGAGCCUGAUAAAGGAUAUGAAAAAUUUGGUGUUUCCAUAUUUUACCCUAAAGGUUGGAAGCUGUAAAGUUUUAUUUUCAUAUAUAAUGUUCUAAAAAGUGCAUAAUUAUUUCUAAAGAUGCACUAAAAUUGUUUGAUUAUGUUUUUGUCUCUGUUUUAAAGGCUUAGUUAAUAAUAAUGUAAGGUUUCAAUAGCUUAAUUAUUUCAUUCAGAUGAAUAUAUGAAUAUCAGAAAGAGGUAUUUACAAUAUACACUGAUUGCCUUAGGUUGAAAAACCUAAUUUUCCGCUUUACAUAUAUAUGCAAAAUAUUACUCAGAUGUACAUAUUUAACAUGAAAUAUUUUUCUUGUAUUUCAAUAGUUCAGUGAAUUUUUAUUCUUAAUAAUGUUAUUUUCCCUGCAAUACAAUGGAAUGAAUAAGUUUCAAUAAGUGUAUUUGAUGUAUAUGUGCUCCAUAAAAUAUAUUUUACAUAAUUUUGAGCUCUUUUGAUUAAGGGAAUAUUUUUGAUAUUCUUUGUGAAAAAUAUAAACAGUUUAUUGAUAAUAUUGGACUUAUUAUUGAUAUUCUGUAAAUUGUACAUUUGGGACACUUGGCUUUUACAGCCAAGGUCAGUGUUCAAAAUAUAAUCAGCAUCGUCACUGAACAGGAUGCAAAAGAUUGUAUUUUUAAUGUAUUUCUUAGGAAUUUACUGUUGAAGUAUAAUUUUUUAUUUUGUUGAAACACUGUAUAGAUAAAUAUCUAAUUUCUUACAAUAAGCAGUUCUUUGUAUCAGUAUAUUUAAUAUUUAUAUUUUUUGUGUAAAAAAAUAAAAGUGUUUAUAAUUAAGCCAUAAUAUGCAAUUAAUAGUAGUUUUUUAUUUUUUUAUGUCCGUUCUGCACUCAGAUGUUCCUUAAGUCAUAUGUUUUUUAAAGCAUUAUGAAGCUGCAGUCAAUGUGUAAUUAAUAAAGAAUAUUUGUGGGGAUGUUAGAUAAUGAAAGCAAAAGUUAUAGUAGAGAUUAACGCAAAGUUUUUUAAGAAAGGUAGAAAAAAUUGAUGCUGCUGUGUGAUAUAGCAGAAAUGUUCCUCAGAUUUUGAAGUUGGUAAAGGUACUUACUUUCCUGUAGAAAUGUGUAAUCUUGUUAUUUUUCAAAAAGGUUCUUAUUAUUGCUUGUUUCAUAACAUUAGUGGACUUUAUAGAUGGUGUUUAAACAUUAUUUCUAUAUUCUGCUAUAUCUAUCUUCUUUCUGCAGUGCUUUGCAAGUAGUCUCAUUAUGUCAUAAACUUUUAUAGUGGGUUUUUUUUUUUUUUUUUUUUUUCCCUCCCCACUUUGCCUAGCCUAUUUUAAAGAAAAAUUUCAUAAGCAUAUAUUAAGAAACUGUUUAUUUAUUUUUUUAUAAGGAUUGAAGUCAUGAAAUAGACUAUUCUAAGUUAUAUAUUUGUAUUCAAGACAUAAAUUAAUAAUCUAAAUUCACUUGCAUGAUUAUCAUGAUUUAAACAACAUAAAUAUUUGUUAAAUGAGUAAAUUUUUAAAACCCAGUUCUUUUUUGUCUAUAUUUUUUUUUUCUUUUAAAUUAUUAUUUUCCAUUCAAAAAGCAAAUUUAAAUUUAGAGCAUUACUUCAGGUAAAAAUGUUUAUUUUGUGGUUUGUACAGUUACAAAAGAAAUUAUUCAUUUAAUUAAGUUCAAAGAUCCUCAGGCACAAUAAUAAUUCAUCAUUUUAAACAAGCAAUAUCAGCAUUUUCAUAUGCAUUCUUUUUGUUGUAUUCGAGCUCCAAAUAUAUUUGUAGACAAAAUGGGGUAUUUUUUGUUGUUAAUUCAAUUUUAAAUUAUGUGUCUUCAGGAUUUGCCUGUAAUGGAAGAAACUGCAAUAAUUUUUCAGGAAUACAGUAUUUUGUCAUAAAAUUUACUUUAAAAUCCAUUCAGUUCAUUAAUUCAAUUAAGUAAUUGCUAUGAAAUUUUGACCAGAAAAAAAAAAAAAAAAGCUGGCUAAUAAAGUAGGCUUAAUUGAUUAAUUUUCAGAAUAAAUGCUCAUUAAAAUGUAAAAUAUGUAUAUAAUAAUAUGUGCAUAAUAAACACUUUUUGCAUUUACAAGUCAUUAUUCUUUUCCUUCUGUAAAAUAUUGUCAAACUGCUCCAAUGUUUUUGCACUAUGUUAAACCUAUUUUUGUUGCAUUAUAAUUUUUACCAUGAAUGACAGCAAUGAAAAGCUUCAUUGAUGAACAGAGAGGAUUGAAUAUAGGCAUAAUAAUAUAUAAUUUAGAAGGUGUGCAUGUAUUUUAAAUAAAAUUAUUGUUUUGAAUGAAAAUGAUUUAACAUAAUGUUUUUAUUUAUGUGCAGAAAUAUUUGGGUGCUAUCUCAUGAUCAUACAUUUCUUAUUAUCUAGCUUAAUCUUAAAUUUUAUUAUGUAUUAGUUAAUUUUCCAUCUAUUUUGAUGGGCACUCAGUUGAUAAAAGAUGACUUAAUUGAUAACUGUUUUUAUCAAAAAUACUUAUAUGCUCAUAUUUAAAAUUUUAAAACAUAUUUACAAAUGGCACUAUCUACAUAUUAAUUUAUAUUUGAGAAAUUAUUACUAAAACAACCUCAUAAUUACUUUAUCAUCAUACUGUCCUUUGCAUAAAUUUUGGUAAAAAUUUUAGUAAUUUCAAGGUAUUUCCAUUGAGGUUUUAAUUGAUUUAAAUUGGUUAAAAGCAGACUAAUUUGAUAAUAUGCUUGUUCGAGUACCUGGCCUGUAUAGAGGAUUUGUAGUCUAGCGUUCUACACAUGUCUAUAUGUUUUCUAUAAUUGAAGCUUUAUUGAAAUUAAUGAGCAUCUUUUUAAUCAUAUUUUCCAUUAAAUGUUUCAUUCAUUUUAUUUAAAUGUAUAUAAUUAAUAUAUUGUUUUUCUUUUGCUUGUUAAACUAAUAGUUUAACAUUUUGUGUUUAAUAUAUUAAUCAUAUUUGUGAAUUGUAUUAUGUAUAAUUAUUUUAGUGUGUUUCUUUUAAUAUUAUUAAGCUGAUACCCUAAAAGUUACUUGAAGGAAAUGGAAAUAUGAUGAAAAUUGUGUAUAAUUAUAUAAGCUUAUAUUAUUGCUUCAUUCAGUGAAAAAAGUGUGCAGUAAUGGUCAAAAUGCACGAUACAGUGAGUUGACAAAAACACAUCUCAUUGUCACAUCUAUACUGAAAUAUCUCAAUUUCUAUGCAAAUUAUAGGACCAAAAAUGUUUGUUCUUUUCUUUAUCAAAGAUUGUUGUAAAGGUCUGUAUUCUGGUUCUUUGAAAAACGGAUGCAAUGUAAUAUAUUGGAAAUAACUGUGUGCAACUCAUUUUUUAUCGAUAUAUAUUUUAACAUUAUUCUGAUAGUAAUAUAUUGAUCUAGAAAGUGUGCUAGGUUUGAUGAAUAAAAAUAUGUUGAAAGUAACUAGAAAGAAAUUAUGUAUCAUAAAUUUUAAUGUAUAAAUUUUUUUAUCCUGUCAUUGUACAUUUUUUUUACAUUAGUGUGUAGGAUCAGAAGCCAUUUUGUGUGUCAUUGCCUGGCAAUAAAACAGUAAUAAAAUGCUUGUUGAUUUCUAAAUUUG
Stegodyphus dumicola is the source of this 12349-nucleotide messenger RNA. RefSeq lists its product as uncharacterized. Gene Ontology annotation, molecular function: transcription factor binding; protein heterodimerization activity; p53 binding. The record is from RefSeq and is a predicted model, not a curated record. Gene Ontology annotation, biological process: positive regulation of transcription by RNA polymerase II. NCBI's taxonomy places the organism in Eukaryota, Metazoa, Arthropoda, Arachnida, Araneae, Eresidae. Gene Ontology annotation, cellular component: transcription factor TFIID complex.